Messenger RNA from Pelodiscus sinensis (Chinese soft-shelled turtle), 636 nucleotides. Its product is annotated as olfactory receptor 52E4-like. The record is from RefSeq and is a predicted model, not a curated record. Gene Ontology annotation, cellular component: plasma membrane. Gene Ontology annotation, molecular function: olfactory receptor activity; G protein-coupled receptor activity. Gene Ontology annotation, biological process: G protein-coupled receptor signaling pathway. NCBI's taxonomy places the organism in Eukaryota, Metazoa, Chordata, Testudines, Trionychidae.
AUGUACGUCAUAGUAAUGUUGGGGAACAUCACCAUCCUUUUCAUUGUGAAGAUGGAGCGGAGCCUCCAUGAGCCCAUGUACUAUUUCCUCUGCAUGCUGGCCGUCACCGACCUGGUGGUGUCCAAGAUCAGCCUGGCCGUGCUGCUGCGUGGUGCCAUACUUUCCUUGCCGUUCCCCCUCCUGGCAAGGCAGUGGCCAUAUUGUAGAACCAACAUCGUUCCUGAGCCGUACUGCUCACACAUAGUUGUGGUGAGCCUGGCCUGCACUGACAUUCGUGUCAGUAGUUACUACGGCCUCGUUGUCAUAUUCUGUGUGAUGGGGCCGGAUGCGAUUUUUAUUGCUUUGUCCUACACACAGAUCCUCAGGACCAUCUUCCACCUCCCCACAAAGGAUUCCCGGUUCAAGACUUUUGGAACUUGCGGCUCUCACAUCUGUGCCAUCUUAGCCUUCUACAUUUCCAUGCUUUUCAUCUCCUUCACGAACCGCUUUGGCCAGAAUGUGCCCCGGCAUUUCCAAGUUCUAAUUUCCAACUUGUGUGCCUUGAUGCCCCCCAUGCUAAAUCCCAUCAUCUAUGGGGCGAGGACCAAACAGAUCCGGGACAGGUUGCUCCGGCUCUUUACUCAAAAGGGUUCCUAA